This is a messenger RNA of Solanum pennellii, 2756 nucleotides long. RefSeq lists its product as uncharacterized. Gene Ontology annotation, molecular function: calcium ion binding. Lineage: Eukaryota; Viridiplantae; Streptophyta; Magnoliopsida; Solanales; Solanaceae. The record is from RefSeq and is a predicted model, not a curated record. The transcript has a single exon. The coding region runs from base 1775 to 2167 and encodes 130 amino acids.
UUUAAUAGAUAUGCAGAACUAGUUUCAUAUAUUCCUGAAUAUCAUAUAUAUGAUUGAUUAAAUUUAUGUUAGUUAUUAUAUACUAGAAAUAUUUGAAUCAUGAAUUCUAGUUUGCUAGUAAACGGGAAACAGGGAGAAAACUGCUAGACUAUGCCAUCCCACAUUGGAAACCGGUACGCGAGGGAUGCCGUUAGGGGAGUACACAAGGUUGAGGCGCUGAUAAGCAGUAAUUAUCCGCUAAAGUACGAUGCUAGUAGUGACCGGAAAACAUGAUAAUGGUACUCUACUUUAUAAUAAACUAAUAUGAAUUUAAUUGAAUUAUGAUAUGAUAGGAAGGAAUAAUUGAAAACAAACCUUCAUAAAUAAAUAAACAUGAUUACAAUAUAUGAUGAAAUAAGAAGCUAUAAAACUUUGAUUUUAUAUAUACUUAAAGAUAUAGAAAUUGAUGACAUAAAAAGAGUUAUAUGGGAAAAAAUAUUUUAGUAUGAUUUAGAAGAUAUAUUAAAUCAAAAGUGGUAUGAAAUAGAUUUACAAGAAUUAGACAUAGAAAGAAUAAAUAUAUAUGAUUUAAAACUAGAGUCAGAUUAAAAUGAACUAUGAAUAUCUAAAAUAUUGGAUAGAAACCAUGGACAAAAUAAGGUUAUUAAAUUACUUAAUACAAAAGAAUUUAUAUAUGUAUCAAAGAACCCAAGAUAUUUCAUAUAUAGAAUAUAUAAUAAACUAUCUUGAAGAAAUAAUUAGAUUAAAACAAUUAUCAGAGGAAAUUUAUAAUAAAAUAUAUUUUACUCUACAAUAUAUAUAUAUAAAUUUACGAUGAACGUAUGAUGAAUUCCGCACCCCCCAAAAUAUGGAAUAUAUAUUAAUAGGAGUAAAUGAUUUUGAGGUACAAUGUUUGUAUCACAAAAGCACAAUAUAAUGCUGGUAUGAUAACCAUUGUUUCCUCCAUCAACAUGGCAACAGUUCAACUCACACUAAUGCAUACUAAGUAACUAGUUUACCAACUCAUUGGACUCAAAUUCUUCAUGUUAUAUAUUAUUAUUAUGUUUUGAUUUGAUGCUAAUCAAGGGGGAUUUCAGACAAACUCAAUUUUGAUGAAUUUGCUGAUCGAAGUCCCCCAAAUGAACGGCAUCUCACCGGGGGAAUGGAUAUUUGUUGUUAAUGCGUGGUGUAUGAUUAUAGGGGUCUGGUCACGUUAUUCUCUCUAUCUUCUCUUGUAUGCACAUUUUAGACUUACUAGGUUAUAGUUAGCUUUGUUUACUUGGGUACGGUACUCCCUUUUAGAUUGUGGCAGAUGAAUUGCUUUACUCUCUCUACUCGUGCUCAAUUGAGGAUUCUCGUAAAGACUUGAAUGUGUUGAGGUUGAACCUUAUUCAAAUCAUCUUUAACUCCGACUUUUAAAAUUUUGCCAUAGCUGGUAGUUUUAGUAGUUUAGUAUUAAAUAUAUUUUUCAAGAGUUGACUUUUGGAUCAAAGCAUGGUUGAAAAAUAACCCACUUAUUUUAUGUUAAAUCUUAGUGGGAGACCCGUAUAGAGUGGAAACUAUUCUACUUUAAUUCUUAAAUCCAUUAUAAUAAUAAUAAUGAAAGAUUGAUAGGGCAAGAAAGUCCCACAUGGCUCACUAGAAUUUAAGGCAAAACCUUUAGUUAUGGCCUAUCAACCAUCAAAAAGCCACAACCAAAAGAAUAGGAAGAAUGACAAAGUCAAAUUCUUAUAGAAUAAAUCAAAUAGUAACAAAGAGAGAAGAAAUCAACACUUGAAAUUGAAAUCGUCGAAAAAUGAGUGUAGUUGUUGUUGAUGGUCCCAUGAUGGAAGAAUUCGUUGAUGACGCUGAGGCGUUUGGCAAGUGGACGGACAAACAUUUUGAUAUGCUAGACACAGAUGGAAACGGGGAAUUGUCUCGAGAUGAGCUCCAAAACAGGAAAGGUAAAUUCUCAUCGUCUGAAUUUGAGUUGCAAAGCAAGGAAGAAAUUUCAAGUUUGUAUGACAUUCUUAUUGAAAGAUUUGAUAUUGACAGAAGUGGAACUAUUGAUAGACAAGAAUUCAAGGCUCUUACAAAAGAAAUCAUGUUGGCUAAGGCUAGAGGGAUUGGAAAUUCCCCUGUUUUAGUCAUUCUUCAAGGGGAUAGCCUUGUUAUGAGGGUUGUUCAACGUUUUUCAGCAAAAAAAUAACUCAUAUUUAUUUAUCUUCCUUAUUCAUUUCUCAUUACUUGUUACUCUUUCUAUUAUAGUUUGUGUGUCUUAGUUUAAUGGAACAUGAAGUUUAAUAAUGUUUUUUUUAAAAAAAUCUAUACUCUUUUUGUUUCUUUUUGUUUUUCUGAAUUUCACUCGAUUUGGUGUUUAAAAAAAUAAAAAAGAAUACUGAAUUUUAUGGUCUUAAACUAAUGAGAUGUGGAAUAUGCCAAAAUGAUCUUAAAUGUGUUAGGAUAUACUAUUAACCAUACAUUUUGAUAUCGUAUUAUUUAUUGAACAAUUAUUUAUUAUUUAUAAAAUUCAAUAAAGUGUUGCAUUAAGUAGAUCAAUUUGUCAUAUAUAGUACAUGAUUUAGUGUAUAGAAUUUAGUCCUAUACACAAAAGACUAAAUCAUCGGUUCUUAUAAGUCAAAAAUUCACAAUCAUAGAUGUAAGUUUGGACAAACCGUCAAAAUGAUUGUAGCAUGACAUUAAAUGUAUUUAUCUUGAUUAUGAGAAUGAUAUAUUUCUAACUUUUCGCGCUAUUGCAUUUCGUAUAUAUUGAUUAAACUGACUAAUAGACACAUAUU